Aspergillus terreus NIH2624 is the source of this 2511-nucleotide messenger RNA. Its product is annotated as calpain-like protein. Gene Ontology annotation, cellular component: cytoplasm. Gene Ontology annotation, molecular function: calcium-dependent cysteine-type endopeptidase activity. Bases 1 to 2511 code for a protein of 836 amino acids. Gene Ontology annotation, biological process: proteolysis. The record is from RefSeq and is a predicted model, not a curated record. The transcript has 7 exons. NCBI's taxonomy places the organism in Eukaryota, Fungi, Ascomycota, Eurotiomycetes, Eurotiales, Aspergillaceae.
AUGGACCUUGACGACGACCUCGCCGAGAUGGCAUUUACCACCCCUCCAUUGUCAUCCCGCUCGGACUGCCGUAUGUCGCAAAAGGCCAAGCAGACUCCCCAGGACACCCUGCGCCAGUUCUGGGAUCAGUUCACCACCAAGUUCCCUGGCAAGGUCUACACCGUACUCCCCGAUAACCCCUAUGCGCGGGCCAAGGCCUCCCGCAUCCCCAAGGGCGUCGUACAGGCCCAGGAUGCCGGCAAGUCCUAUGAGCAAGCGUCGGGGGAGUGUAAGCGCGCCGUGGAGCGCAUCGUGAAGGAAUGCCAGCGACUCAACCAGAAGUACACCGAUCCGCACUUCGAUAUCGAGGUCGAUCUGAAAUCGGGGCGGAGAGAUUACCUCGAUGGCUUGAAUAAGAAGAACUUGGAGAUGCUCCCGCGCGGAGUAAAGAGAGUGACCGAAAUCUUUGAGAACCCGCAGUUCUUUGUCAACGGGCCGACGGCGUCGGAUGUGCGACAGGGUCGCGACGGCGACUGUUGGUUCAUGGCUGCGCUGUGUACGAUGGGCAAUAAGGAAGAGUUGAUUGAAAAGAUAUGUGUUGCCCGUGACGAGAAGGUGGGAGUAUAUGGAUUUGUCUUCUAUCGAGAUGGCGAUUGGCAGCAAUGCAUUGUGGACGACAAAUUGUACCUGCGGGCAGCAGAUUAUGAUGAGUCGGUGGAAGAACGACCGGUCUGGGACAACAUCACGCGGAACGACACUGAAGAAGAAUACCGUCGCGUCUGGCAGACUGGCUCUCGAGCCCUGUACUUCGCCCAGUGUGUGGACGAAAACGAAACGUGGUUGCCGCUACUCGAAAAGGCCUUUGCAAAGGCCCACGGUGACUACACGGCCAUUGAAGGGGGCUUCGUGGGGGAGGCAAUUGAGGACCUCACCGGCGGUGUCACGUCGGACAUCCUAACGAGCAACAUCCUGGACAAGGACAAGUUCUGGGAGAAUGAGCUCAUGAAAGUGAACAAGGAUUUCCUGUUCGGCUGUGGUACUGGGUUGUUUUCCAACUGGCUGGAUCCAAAGUAUAAUGGUCCGAAAGAUAGGACAGGAAUCGCCGAGAACCAUUCCUACUCAAUCAUGGAAGCCAGAGAAAUUGAAGGACACCGACUUCUCCGACUGAGGAAUCCCUGGGGCAAGAAAGAAUGGAGCGGAGCCUGGUCAGAUGGAUCCGAACAGUGGACACCCGAGUGGAUGAGGAAGCUGGGCCAUAAGUUUGGCAACGACGGUUUCUUCUGGAUCUCCUACAACGAUCUUCUCAAAAAGUAUCAACACCUCGACCGAACUCGUCUUUUUGGGCCUGAAUGGACAGUCACCCAGCAGUGGACAAGUCUGAAUAUUCCCUGGGCCGCAGGAUAUCAUGGGACGAAAUUCAUGAUGAACGUCACGAAGCGUGGCCCCAAGGUCAUUGUGCUCUCUCAGCUCGACUCGCGUUAUUUCAGAGGAUUGGCAGAUGAAUAUAGCUUCAAACUGAAGUUUCGAAUUCAGAAAGAAGGCGAGAAUGACUACGUGGUGCGCAGCAACAGCGCCCUCGACCAUUUCCGCACGCGUUCGGUGAACGCAGAAGUCGAUGACCUCGAGCCCGGACGCUAUCACGUCCUUUUGAAGGUCACUGCGGAGCGAUACGAUGCCGAAUCUACCGAGGACGUGGUCAGGAGCCUGGCGCCCAUUAAGCGGGAGAAACUCGUCCAAAUCGGGCUUUCGUAUGACCUCGCCCACGCCAAAGGUUUGGUGAUCGAGACCGACAAGGAAAAGAAAGCUCGGGAGGAGUACGAGCGGCAUCGCAAAAAUCAGGAGCGUCAGAAGCUGAAGCACGAAACAAGACGGAGGCUGGAGAAAGAAUGGAUCCGGGAGCGCAAGAUGUCCGCGCGGAAACAAAGAAUGACCGAAAAGCUUGCUGCGAAGAGGCACAACUCCAGGGGCACUCUAGCGGAUCACAGAAAUGGCGGUCCUCCACCUGCUGAGCAGAUCCUCCCUGAUGGCCCCGUACAAUCGCCAUCGGAUAUUGCCCAGGGCCAAAACGGCAACGGCCCCGACGCCGAUGCCUCGAACAGACCCCGGAUUCCUACCAUCCAGCUCGAAAGAGACCACCACUCGGACUCGGGAGCCCGGAAGCGAAAGCGUCUGCUGCAAUCCAGCCUUGAUACGUCCUGUUCCACUCACUCCUCAUACUAUGAGCAAGCGAAGCAGAAUGGGUUCCUGGAGGGAUUCGAGUUUGACUCAGACCUUGAUAUGCCUCCGGAGGAGCCGUCGGAGAUCAAGACUCCUCGCAUUGGAACGGGCAUGUCACUCGGGGAGACCAACAGCGACCCCUGGAAUGCAGUCUGUGUGGUGGGUCUGCGAGUAUACUCCAAGGAUACGGGGCUGUCGCUGGAGGUUAUCCGUCCUCUGCCUGAUGAUGGUGUCGAGGCCGCUCUUGAUAUGGACGACCCGGCAGCGAGUGCGACUUCUCCCAAGUUUUCAUUUCCCCGGAAGCCUUUUUUCUAG